AGGCGACGAGCGGGGCUCAAAGUUCAAAAAACUGAAGCGUACGUUAAAGGCGUGGUUCGUUGGGUUCGCGUUGUCGCGAGUGCGGCGGCCCUUCCUGUUUAGUCAGCAUUGGUAUGCCUCCAUAGCGUCGGGCACGCGGUUAUGAAUCGGCCGGAACCACUGUGCUGAACCGCACGAUGAGGCGCGGCGGCGAAGCCGUUGGUGCCGCCGCGCUACCCGUCGCACUUUUCCUGCUGCUGUCUUCGAUCGGGCCGUGGUCGACGUGCAAUGGGCAGCAGUGGAAGAAUGACCCAAACCGGAGGUAUCCCGAUCCAGCGACGCCGGACUUCUUGCCUCGGAACCGAGCCCCGCCAGGUCCCACGCUGUACCGUGCCGACCUGAGGCCGUCCGGACUCUACGAGCGGACGGACGACUUUCAAAAGUACAGCGAUGGACGGUGCUCGAUACGGACGACCUCGACGCCGACAAUGUACAGAACAGCAAAAACUCCGAUCGGUGUUUUUACGGGAAGGAUCGUCUACCUGUGCGACCUUCCCGAGUUCACGCGCACCGACCAACGGCCGGCGUCGCAGGGCGGCAUCGACCACAGGAACGACAGGCUGGAGUACCCCUCCAGCGCGGUGGCCUACCUGGGCAUUCCGUACGCCCAGCCGCCACUCGGACACAACAGGUUUAGGGAACCUCAGGCUCAUGGUCCCUUGGGAAAUGUGCAAGCCCUGAAUUUCAGGGACUCGUGUAUACAACACAUUGACUACAAAGGUCAACACAUGGGCGUCCCCUCUACCAGCGAAGAUUGCCUCUACCUUAAUAUCUACACACCUAAUCUGGCCGAUAUGAAUCGUCGGUUUGCUGUCAUGGUGCACAUACAUGGUGGUGAAUUUGAUCAUGGGUCUGGAAAUUUGUUUCCUGGUCACAUGCUGGCUGCUUCACAAGAUGUUGUUGUGGUCACCUUCAAUUACCGUCUAGGUGCUUUAGGGUUUCUGGCAACGGGGGAUGGUGCUUCGCCAGGCAACUACGGUCUGCUAGAUCAAGCAGCUGCCAUCCAGUGGGUGCGAGACUACAUUGCAGGCUUCUCCGGAGACCCAUCUCGUAUCACCCUGUUUGGUCCAGGCGCUGGAGCAGCCAGUGCUGGCCUCCAUUUGGUCCAUCAGAUGAACAAACGCAAUUUGGCCUUUCAGCGGGUGAUAGCUUCUGGUGGAUCUCCGGUGGCCGAGUGGGCCUUGGACCAAGACCCUAUACGGAUGCGCAACAUGAGCUGGCUGUAUAGUGAGAAGGUGGGCUGCUAUGGCGACAGCACCUGGCGCCUACUCGACUGCCUGCGUAGCAAGGGGAAUAGCAGCUCUGAGUUCACUUUGGCCACUGUCGAGCCAACAGUGGGACGUCUACCCUGGGGACCCGUCUUGGACCGUCACACACGUUCAGACAGUAUCGUGUUCGUGUCCCCAGAAGACUACCUUCGAGACCUCGCACCUGAGGAGGCCCAUCGGUUUAGUAGCCAGGUGGCGUACAUGACUGGUGUCACACGUGACGAGGCAUCCUACAUUGUCAAACGAGACAGAGAACUCAAGAACAACCGUUACAUCAUGACACCAGACACAUUUCGAAUGUACCUGAAACGCUAUGCCCGCCAGUUCAACUACACGCUCAAUGAGGAAGCUGCCAUCAGUGCCUUAUCCUUCAUGUAUACUCCAUGGAGUGAUCAGGACAAUCAGACCCUCCUGAUGAGGGGAUACGUUGACAUGCUCUCGGACUCCUACUUUGUGGCCCCUCAUGACAAGGUGAUGAAGCUUCUACUGGACAAAGGUUUUCGUGUCUAUGCUUACGUGGUGAACUACACUCUUGAGAGCUAUCCUAGGUUGCAGUAUGGCAGACGCGUCUAUGACUGGGAUGAAAUACCACAAAGCAUGGUUGACCUGAUGGUGUCCGGUGCACCAUUCAUGGACCCAAAGUUCUACCCUGACAACCUGGAACUGAAUGACGUCCUCUGGAGCGAGGGAGACCGCAACAUGAGCCAGCUGUUUAUGCAGGCCUGGGCAAACUUUGCCAAAACUGGAGACCCAAUGGGGGGCACCUCCUUGUUUGGGUCCAUCCGCUGGGAUCCCGCCAGGCGGGGUCUGCUACAGUACCUGUGCAUCAAUGGCACAUACUACGAAGCACUAAAUUCCUCGAGCUUCAUGCUGCACGACUACCGGCAGAAAGAGAGCCAGUUCUGGAAUGCCUACUUGCCCGAGCUAGCCCUCCGUCCGGCGCCAACCUGGCCGCCCUGGGACGAGCCGCUGCUGCGGGAGAACCGCCUCGUCACCGCCUCUCUCUGGGGCGUCACGGCCGUUGCCUGCCUCCUGCUCAUAUUGGCAGUGGUCGCGUGCUGCUGCUACUGCAAGGCUGCUAGCCGUCAUCUGGUCGACGAAGAUGAUAUUCCGCACGCCUCAAUGCAUUCCCUGACGGAGAGUACCUCUAGCAUAAGAAGAAUGGAGUUCAAAAACAAAUAUGCUACGCCUGAAGAUCAAGGAGAGCUAAGGUCUCUCAAGAACACCAGUGUGUGAUUGUCGCCGGCACAGGCAGCGCAGCGUGCCCGUGUAAUAUUGAAGUCCCUGUGCCUUCUACUAGUGGCAAGCAGGGUAGGGGCAGUCUGAAUGAAUUGCUUCAGAAGAGAGCGCUUUGUCAGUUCCUUUGUGCCGGUCAUUUCGAAAGUCGUUUCGGCUGACUGCCACUUUCAUCCGAACACAGCCAAGCGAAGCUGCCAACCCAGUCGAGAGCAGGUGUUGGAAGGAAUCGUUGACGAAUACCACGCUACAGGAAUCACCCUUGCAGCAGCGUGCGAGGUCACAAAUGUGGCACAAUAUCCGGAACAUUGUGAAUGGUGCUUCAAAGCUGUGCAACUCAUGAAAAUGUGACUGUGCACGGCCUGUAUUGAACACACCAGCACUGUAGGUUGGUUCUUCAGUUGUUCUAUACCAGCAGCUCCAUUGCUUGUUAACAUACAUGCAACUGCACGUAAAACGUGCGAGAUGAGCAUUCGACGCCAACAAAGUUGUUAAUUUCACAUAAUCUGUUUCACACUUGUAAGCAUUGGUCACACAUAGGCCACAUACGGGCCGCUUAUUGGUAACAUACUGGUUGUGUUUGUAGCUACACGAGUUAAGAUGAAGGCUAGAUUUUAAAUGAUAGUAAUGUUAAAAGAAAUAAAAAAACUGCCACCUUUAAUCAAUUGGGCUGUGGUGCCCACAAUAAGAGUGUGUGGCUUCAACUUGAACACAAACGAAGCCAUAUGUGUCAUUUCUCUAUGAUCUCGAAGCUGUAAGUGAGAACGAGGCGAGCUAUUACUACCCGCAGCUUCUGUGAAUGUUACGUGUUACGAGUUGAAUGUUGUUUGUGAACUCACAUUCCAUAGCUCACAAAGUGGACAUGAGCAGUGUCGUUAUAGUAAGCUGAUCAGAACCAUUAGGUAGGUACAGAGUCAAAAGCCACUGGCAUGUGUGGUGUUAUGUUUUUACUGUUACCUAAUUCAGGGCUUGAAAUUUUAUGAAAAAAAGAAGUGUAAAAGUCCUUGCCACCUUCUAAAUACAGAUUUUGUGGUGACACUUGGAAGCUGCAUCUUUUUACAGCUAUCGCAAAUGUAGCAUUCACCAAUGUACAAAUGAACUAUUGUGUGUGAUCUAAAUGAGGAGUGCCUGCGGUGCGUUUCAUAAAGAGCUCCAUACUAUUUUCUGCUUUCAUUCACUGCCAAUGAACAAACCUAUGUAUGUGUGCUGUCAUAACCUCUGGUUGCAAGCCCUCAGAAAAUCUAAUUGUGAAAGCGCCACAAACUUCCAUGACGAAGUUAAAGUUCAGGAACAAGUGGGCUGUCAGUGAAGUGUGCUUGUGAGUACGGAAAUACAGGCUAACCAAUUCUGUGCUCUGCAUCAUUGAACCCGAGUGAUUAUCUUAGCAGCACUUCCAGCCGUGUGAAGCUAUGACAGUUCCCAGCAGCGGUCAGACUGCUUAAUUACUGAGGGCACAAAAUGGUGUACUGCCAAGAUGGUUUAGUCUCUGUAUACAUAGUCAGCCUUACUAACAUCAAGAAUUGCUGUGAAAUGUUCAGUACACUGCAAGAGGUUUUCACAUUCUGUCCAUUCACUAAGCAGAGGGCAUGAAAAGGCCACCAUAUCCCCAUCAGGCACCUAUUAAUUCGAUCUGUUGAAAAUUUAGUUCUGACUCAUUUCGUCACAUGCGUGACCCUGUUGGCGUCGCGACUUGCAAAGAAGGGACCAGGAAGGCCCAGAGUGAGGGAUUGUUUUUUGAAUUUGUGGCUUCCCCACAGUGUGUAGUGCUGCCUGUUCGCCCAAUGUGAUUAUCACAGGUUUCUGUACACAAUGAGCAUGUUUGUUUAAAAUCUGUUCAAAAUGUCAGAGGUAGUUCAGGGGCCCUAUAAACCUUAUUAGUAAUUUUAUUUCAUGCUGUGUCUGAGUUCUCGAAAAUUACCUGAGGUGCAAAGACAGUAUGGACUAUUUCACAUUUCUUGCAUGAGAAACAGCAAGCCACUUCAGAAAUUGACCUAGUGUGCAUCAUUACUGUAAAAAAACAAUGAAAAAAAGAGGAAACACUACAUGACAACAUACUGGCAUUGCACAAAUCAUUGAGACCUUUAUCUUUCAGCUCUUGUCUCUGACAAACUAGGCACAUAUUAUUGAUUUCUGGAGCAUAGGUCUUAUCAGAUAUUUCUGAAGAUACAUUUCAAACAUCUUUAUUUCCAUUCAUGCCUCUGAUACUGCGGCAUGUGCUACUGUACACAAGGUGCCUGAAGGGAAUGAUGCCUUUCAUGUCUCGGAGCAGCUUCUUAGUUGUUUCAUAAUAUGAGCGCAAAAGUUGUGUGCAAUGAAGAUGCUGCCACUUAUGAACUAUCUUAGUUGCUGUCGUAUUGCCUUCAUUGUAUAUCGCGAAGCAAGAAUAUGUUGUCUUGGCCCUUGUUGAAAUCCAACACCUAAUUUAUUUUAUUCAUCCAUUCCACAGCGAAGUGAAAAUGCAAAAUGCAUUCAGUUCAUUCUUUCAUGCUAUAAGCAGAGAGCUGUAGCAAUUUGCGAGCCUUUAGUCUGUGCAAAUGUCUUCUGCACCUAACAGUCGUUCUUGCAAUGUGCAAUGUUUUGUAUUGUUGCUGCCAGAUUUUUUUUUUUUUACUUCUGUAUGUGGAGUGCCAUGCUCUUUUACAGAUUCACAUCUAUAUGGACUCAUUUCGAAAGGUCUUGUUUUGCCUGAUGUCUUAUGUGCAUGCAAAUGGCAUAGUAAGUACUGUAUUUACUCGUGUAAGGCCCACACUUCUUUUCUUGAUCUUUACCGGGUGCAUGCCUUACACGAGGCAGGCUUACGACUACUUACUGAAGCCUUGCACUGCGCUCAGACUGCUAUGCAAAUAAAUGCAACUACUCAGCCAACUAUAAACACAUUUACAGUCACCGACUGAUUUUUCGUAAAUGGACUUGUGCCAUCUUGUAGCAGCUUGCGGGAAUUAACCAGCACACGAGUAUGCGUGUGACCACAUAGUGAAACUUUUUUUUUCUCGCACUCAAACAUGUGGGUGUGGGCCUUACACAAAUAAAUACGGUAUGUGCUUGGGCAAAAUGGUGCUAAAUACUGAAAAACAGUCAAACAUCAAAUGAAAGUCAAAGGCAGCGUGGACAAUUGAAAAAAUAAUUGAAUUAUGCUAGUGCCGUGUGAGCUAGUGCUACUAAGUUAUAAAAAAUCUACUGAAUGAAUGUCUACUGUUAAGAAAGGCAGCCCUUAUGAAGAAUGCAGGAUAACCAAUGCUUGCCCACAAAAAUUGCCGACAUAUUUUUGAAGUGGUACAUAGUGACUUGGUCUGUUUACCACAAUGUGUACGUGUUAUGUCAUAGUGUCUAAAUGUUUGAGUGACAUAUUUGCAGCUCUAAACAUGGAAUGGGAAAUAGCAUGAGAAUUUGUCCUAUAUCAUGUUGUGUUCGAUCUUUCGCAUCGUAAAUAUUUCACAUAACUCAAGUGACCAACUAGCCUGGCUUAUUGCUUCGUUUGCUUGGAUUUUAUUGACAGCAAAUUUAUGUUCACAUAAAAUUCUUUCUGUAGUGAAACACUACUUUUUAUACAAAUCUUAGUGAAAUCUAGAAUGUCAAAGUAACCACAAAAUAUGAAAUCAAUUAUUUCCUCACCCCUAGUGAACAUUGUUCAGAAUAAGGUAAAGUGCUCAUGCAAUUUGUGUCUAAGUACGUACAUAGUUGCUUUUCGUCAAGUCGGCAUGAAUUCUCAUUUCUGUGAAGCCAUUUAUUUUUUUGUUUUUGUCAUCUUUGAACUCUGACCUGAAAGUGCUGAACUUCCUGCCAGGACAAUCUGUGCUGUAUUAGUGUUUUACACUACAUCAAUGACUGUGAAUGCUUAUAAUACCGGUGACAUAGAAGUUAAGUUGCAUAAAUCAGCUUGCCAACUCUCAAUGGGGAAGUUGUCAAGCUCACAGGUGAAAAAAAAAAGAAAAAGUCUCAACAGUGUGGUAAAUUUUAUCUUGCAAACAUCAGCUUGCCAUGUUUUAUGUAGCCAUCUGUGGUGAUUCCGUCCAUAGGCAAGUGUUGUGCAUGCUUCUAAGCCUUGUUAGUAUUGACCAAUUCUACAAACUCUUUUAUACAAACUUUAUAUUUACUGUUUACAUUUUACAUGUAAAUGUGCUUGCUACGUCACUUGUACAGCACUCUUAUGCAAUCUGUGUGACCACUUUCAUUGUCAUUGUGCCCUUGAAUAAACACAUUUUUUUU
This is a messenger RNA of Dermacentor silvarum, 6749 nucleotides long. RefSeq names its product cholinesterase-like (gene Gli). NCBI's taxonomy places the organism in Eukaryota, Metazoa, Arthropoda, Arachnida, Ixodida, Ixodidae. Gene Ontology annotation, cellular component: septate junction; cell surface; tricellular tight junction. The transcript is spliced from 12 exons. Bases 177 to 2543 code for a protein of 788 amino acids. The record is from RefSeq and is a predicted model, not a curated record.